UGUUGCAAUUAUUGCUAUUACCAUAUUGCUAUAAGUGUAAUCAGUAAGCUUUAUAAGAUAAUACCUUUAUAGUCCUACUAUGGAGACAUUUGUUUUGUUACAGCAGCAAAUGGAUAAAACAAAUAAGAAGCACCAGUAAAAUGCAUUGUAAACAUAGACAAAUCGAAAAAAUAGCAAUAACGUUACACUGUAUAUCCUAUCUACAGUGUAAAUAUGGAGUAGACAGGGCUGCACACGGAAGAUAUUAGUAUUGCAUAGACACAAGUCUAUGUGUGUGUGUGUGUGUGUGUGUGUGUGUGUGUGUGUGUGUGUGUUUAUGAACCCAGUCACCCUGACAGACACAGGAUGAAACAUCAUGGCACAUGAAGUUUCUGCUAUAAACAUCAUCUUGUGACACUCUAACAAUGCCCCCCUCAGCUGUGCCCUUUGCCCUUUUACAUGCGAUAGUAGAGCUGCCCUUUGUGUGCCUGCAGAGCACCCAAUCGGUUUUUAUAGGGAAAUAAAAUAUCUCUUUGAAAUUCCUGACAUAUGACAUUUAGGGGAGCAUGGAUCAUGAAAGCUGUGCUGAAAAAUGACCCCAAAAAAAUAUUUUGUGAAAUAUGAAAAAAAAAACGUCCAUUUUGAUAAACAAAAACUAACAAAGGCCUGUUUUCACUCACCAAUCAUCGACAAGAAGAAACUGGAAGCGGUGAAAAUAUGAAGCACGAGGAGGGCACGAACCUGCAAAGAUGACAGGGGCAACAGCUCCCUCCGCCGACCGCCGGUGGUAUUACACCCGAGUGUUUAAUUCAUUCGGUGCAGUUCUAAAGAGCAGAGUUUGCAACAUUUUUUAAAUCCCGCUCGCCCAAUUAUAGAGUUAGUGGUCCAUAAUAAAAUUGUAAUGUUGGAUAUGUCUGCCAGUUUUCAUUUAUAUGGGUCAAUUCAUAACAAGUUUAAUUUAAAUAGAAGUUGUCAUGAAGAAAUGUAUUUCUUGCUGCUACUGUACGUUUUUGCAGGUCAGAUGAGCUGUCCUCUGCCAGUGGUCAGCUCCUCUUGGUGGGAGUGACUAUGUAAAUCUGCUUCAAAGGGAAACAGAGAAAGAGUUUGGGGCUCACUCAUCUGAUUGGGCGCCUUUGUUCUUUCAAAUCUCCAGCCUUUAUUGGCACCAGCAGGCCCUUGGGGGAGAAGGCAUCUUUUACAGUAACAACUGCACUCCUGCAUGGACCUGCUUGGAUAAUGGAGAGGAAAGAUGGCACAGGCCUCUCAGAGACAUGAAAAACCAAACAGGCCGCGGGAAGAGCUGAGCUGCAUGCUGGUUGGUGAUGGAGCGGUGGGAAAGACCAGCAUGAUUAUCAGCUACAUCUUCAAUGGAUACAACAGCGAGUACAGGCAAACUGCUUUUGAUGUUUUUACUGGUGUGGUUCAUGUGAAUGGCACCCCAACUCGUAUCAAACUGAUAGAUACAGCCGGACAGGAGGAGUUUGGCCAUCUGCGUUCUCUGUGCUAUGCCCAUGUGGACGUGUUCGUCCUCUGCUUCAGCCUGGUCAACCCCGUCUCCUUCGAAAACAUCGCCUCCAAAUGGAUCCCACAGAUCCGCGCGGGCAACCCGUCCUCUCCCAUUGUCCUGGUUGGAACUCAGUCGGACCUUAGCCACAAUGUGGAGGUCCUUGUCCAUCUGGACCAGCUGGGCACCCGACCCGUGCACUUCAGCAGGGCCAGGAGGCUGGCACACAGGAUCAGAGCUCAUGACUAUGUGGAGUGUUCGGCUCUGACGCAACACAACCUCAAACAUGUGUUUGACUGUGCUGUAUCUGCCGCCAUUAAGCACAAGCACACGGGCACUGAAUGUAAAAAGCUCAGCCUACGUAAACGCUUAAAGACUUUUUGUGUUGGUGGAUGGAGGAAAAUCUUCAGAUACAUGUGAUUUGGGAUCAAAGAGUGGAUCCAAUGUUCUCUGCUUGUUUUCAGACUUGAUGACAAGCCAUGCAUUUUUAUUGAAAUAUUGUGUGCACUAUUAGAACAGGACCUAAACGCUGUGUUGAUACCCAGGCUUAAGGUCCUGUAAGAAAGGCGAUAAUCAGUUUAGGGGGUUACAUAAUAUGCUCUUCUGUCGUCGUCUCUUCAUGUUUUCUUGCUGUUGUUCAUAUUUUCGUGUGAGUGUGUGAGUUAAAGUUUUGUAAUAAAUGCACUACAGUGUCA
This is a messenger RNA of Scophthalmus maximus (turbot), 2178 nucleotides long. Its product is annotated as rho-related GTP-binding protein RhoU-like. Gene Ontology annotation, molecular function: GTP binding; GTPase activity. The record is from RefSeq and is a predicted model, not a curated record. NCBI's taxonomy places the organism in Eukaryota, Metazoa, Chordata, Actinopteri, Pleuronectiformes, Scophthalmidae. Bases 1229 to 1903 code for a protein of 224 amino acids. Gene Ontology annotation, biological process: small GTPase-mediated signal transduction. The transcript has 3 exons.